CCGAAACCGUGAUCUGCCCCACGCAAACGUGAUUCUCCUUCGAAACUGUGAUCGGAGGGAGGAAAACCAUAAUUCGGCGCUCGCCGAGGACAAUCCAACUUCAAUUCCAAUUCACAUCCAAAGUUUUCGCUCUGCCUUAACUGGUCACGGCAACACGCGUGGAAUGAUUGGAAUUCAAACCAAUAGUAUGCUAUUUUUUAUAAAUACUCUUUCUCUUUCUUCGUCGUGUCUAUCUCCUCUCCACAUCUACGCCCAUUAUGACACCGCCGCGUCAACCGCCGCCGCUCACAGUUGCAGAGGCUACAACAAGUACCAUCCACGCCGGCGAGGAUGCAGACACCACUACGGAGCCGUCUACUUCAACAUCUCCUGAUAUACGUGAGGCAGUGGGAUUCGCAUCGUUUGGACGACACUGUGGGACCAAGCCUGACCUAGGGGACGACAUACCACAGCCUGAGAGUCGAGACCUGCACGCACAGACUGUCGUAACACCUCGCGCACACGACCUACCCCGCUCAUCCCUCCUCGACGUCAGUGACGACACCACCAGGGAACUACCAACUUCAAGAUUCUCUGAUACAUGCUUGAGGCGGCGGAGAACGGGCUGCCUGCACGCCAUCUCGUGCUGUGGAGUUGGGUGGCAAGGAAUGCGCUAUCUCCUCUUAUCGGGAUCGAGUCGCAAGACUGCAUGGAACGCGCUAUCGCCACUAACGACGAUAGCCCCUGGCCUUCCACGCCUCUCGACGUCCUGCUCACUGACUGGCAGUCGCCCGCUCCAUACGUAUUCGCGUCACCGAUAUUCUCAGUCCCUAUCACGAUUUCGCCCCGGGUGCUCGUUACUGCCCCGGUCAGGUCAUUGCAGAAAUGUCAUCCGCUCCCAAUACCAUUCAGGCUAGGUGCGAUGGCCUGCCUUUGCAGUAGGGCUUUGCUUUUAGACACUCUCACAAUCAUAUAUACCUUGUGUGCAGCAUCACAGUGCUGUGCUUCCUGAUGUUUAUUUCGUACUUAAAGCUUGAACAUCAUGUAAAUACACAUUGGAUCGCUCA
This is a messenger RNA of Suillus subalutaceus, 1046 nucleotides long. RefSeq lists its product as uncharacterized. The coding region runs from base 258 to 896 and encodes 212 amino acids. The transcript has 3 exons. The record is from RefSeq and is a predicted model, not a curated record. NCBI's taxonomy places the organism in Eukaryota, Fungi, Basidiomycota, Agaricomycetes, Boletales, Suillaceae.